AUGAAGAAGUAUGAGUACACGCAGAGUAACUCCGACCACACGCUGUUCAUCAAGAAGAUGGGAGAUCAAAUUACAUGCUUGAUCAUAUAUGUGGAUGACAUGAUUCUUACCGGGGAUGACACAGAAGAAAUGGCCGAACUAAGGAAGAAUCUGUUCAGCGAGUUCGAGAUGAAAGAUUUGGGACCAUUAAAGUAUUUCUUGAGAAUAGAAGUGCUACGAUCGAGGAAGGGAAUUUUCAUCAAUCAGAAGAAGUAUGUGCUGGAAUUGCUAGCUGAAGCCGGGAUGGUAGAUUGUAAACCAGCAGACACUCCGAUGGUCCAAAAUCAUGGACUGCAGAUGAAGGAAGAAGCGAAGCAGACCGACAGAGGAAGAUACCAGCGAUUGGUCGGGAAGUUGAUUUAUCUAUCACAUACGAGACCAGAUAUUGCGUAUGCUGUAGGGAUCCUGAGUCAGUUUAUGCACGCAGCCCAAGAAAAGCACUGGGAGACAGUUUUGUGA
Molecule: messenger RNA, 498 nt
Organism: Salvia splendens (bonfire salvia)
Lineage: Eukaryota; Viridiplantae; Streptophyta; Magnoliopsida; Lamiales; Lamiaceae
Exons: 1
Coding region: 1-498 (165 amino acids)
Source: RefSeq, a predicted model, not a curated record